AUGUUGAAACACAAAUUACUUGUUUUGUUGGCAUAUUUAAAUUAUGCGAUGUGUCCGAGCGAAUACUGUAUGGGAUAUCAAAACUUGUUGCUUACGCAUAACGACAUUGAGGAAAUUUUGUAUAGAAUUAAUGAAAGGAGAAAUUUCAUAGCCAUGGGCCAUUUUAGAUAUUUUCCUCAAGCGGCUAAUAUGAACAAAGUUACUUGGUCAAUGGAAUUGGCAUACAUUGCACAGCGCUGGGCUGACCAAUGCGACUCAACAAUUAGACCGGAUAAAGAAGAUGAGUGUCGGGAUUUAGGAACGGCUAAAGUUGGACAGAACAUAGCAACAAUUACGGGAACAAGCAAAGGUGUAAGUAUGAAGAGUUUUAUCGACAUGUGGUUCAUACAAUCAUUGGCUUACACUGGCAGCGUGACAUAUUAUAACAUGUCAAGAAACAGUAAGAGCAAUUAUUUUACGCAGUUAAUAUGGGCUAAGACGAACAAAGUUGGUUGUGGAAGAGCGCGUUUUUAUAUUAAUCUUCAACCAGUGGAUAGGCUCGUUUGUAAUUUUUCUCCUGGAGGUAAUGUGCAAAGACGUCCACUCUAUAUAAUAGGUUACCCGGGAACACAAUGUGAUGAUGGAAUGGCUGUUGAUCUUCAGUUUCCUGGUUUAUGCUGUAUCACAGAAGUAAAAAAGGAUAGAAUAAGAAGGGAAACUGAUGAUCCAGUGACUUUUAAACCAUUUUGGCAAGUAGAUCAGUACAGCAGACAACCUCAGUUAAAGUCAAUGCGAUACACAACAUUACCACAUAAAAAAACUCGCAAACGACGUCCGAUGACGCCAAGUACACAAAAAAUAAAACUUGCUACGGAGCCAAUAACCAUCGCAAUUACAGGCAAUAUAAAACACCCUACUGAAAAAUAUUUAUCAUUUGAUGAAUUGCUGCGACUCAGAAAACUCAAUGCUAGUGACUACAAUGCCAGGCGAUCUAAUGAAGCUACAACAGCAGCACCUGCAACUGAAACUGAAUCCAGCACCUCUGAAUACACUGCAAAUACACCGUUCCUUCGCUUAAAACAUUGUACUAGGAAACUAACGUGUACGUGGACCGCUGCUUCAUCAGGCGAAAAUGAAGGAAACGCCGAUAUUGGUAACAGAGGAUCACGAACGCCACCAGGAUAUGUCGAAGGUUGUACUAGAACAUCUACUUGCACCCGCGACUAUAUGCACAGAAACAAAAUGGAUACUUUACCAACGCCAAGUACUGAACCUGAAGUGGACGAGGGCAAUGACGAAGAUUACUGUGAAAAACGCUCCUUAAAUGUUCGAAGACGGGAUUCUAAUCAAGAACUUGUAUCUCUGUCUACAGAAUUUCCUCUAAAAAAUACAUUAAUUAAAAUACUUGAUAGUGAAAAUAUGGAAAACGAAAACAGUAACCUACAAAAGGAAGAUGAAACCAAUUCAGAAUAUUGUAGCUGCGAUGAUGAUUAUUUAAGAAAUAAAAGAGAUAGUGAUCUUGUAUCCAGCUCAAAGAAUGGUGGUAAAUCUGAGAGAAUGUUUAAAAGAGAAAUUGAAAGCUAUAAUACAUUAUCUUAUGGAUACGGGCUGAUUCCUUAA
Messenger RNA from Zerene cesonia (dogface butterfly), 1599 nucleotides. RefSeq lists its product as uncharacterized. The transcript has 8 exons. The record is from RefSeq and is a predicted model, not a curated record. NCBI's taxonomy places the organism in Eukaryota, Metazoa, Arthropoda, Insecta, Lepidoptera, Pieridae. Bases 1 to 1599 code for a protein of 532 amino acids.